AUGAAACCGCAAAUGCGAAAGAUGAUGGAAAUGGAAGACUACUUGCAAAAUAUAGCCAUCGAUGAAAAAUCCAGAAACAAUGUUGCUGUUUAUCUGAAACUGUAUAUGCAAUUCCUCACUGAAUCUGCAACUAUUAAAUGGUCUGACAUGAAGCCAUUAGGCUUCAGUCAUGAAGUUGACUAUGAUGCAUUGCCGACAGCUGAUGGCUAUGAGGAUGAAAUUCUAAAACGGAUAUGUGUUUUAAAGUUAAACGGUGGCCUCGGAACCACUAUGGGAUGUUCCAGCCCGAAGUCACUGAUCGUUGUUCGUGGCGACUUAACCUUUCUCCAAAUUGCAAUUAAACAAAAUGAGACUAUAAAACAGAAAUACGGCACUGAAGUACCUUUGAUACUUAUGAACAGUUUUAAUACAGAAUCAGCGACGUUGCAGUAUCUUGAAGAUCAUAACAAAAAUCUACGCUGUUUUGAACAAAGUAAAUGCCCAAGAAUUGAUGCUGCCAACCAUAGGCCAAUUUUUUUGGACAAAAAUUGCGAUGAGAAUGAAAAGUGGUAUCCGCCAGGACAUGGAAACGUUUUCCAGUCAAUGGCAUUCUGUGGAUUACUAGACGAGUUAAUUGCCAAAGGUAGAGAUAUCUGUUUCAUAUCAAACAUCGACAAUACAGGAGCUACUACAGACCUCAGAAUUGCUAAAUUCAUGAUAGAUUCAAAAACUGAAUACGCUAUGGAAUGUACGCAGAAAACGCUAGCAGAUAUCAAAGGAGGCACUUUGAUUGAAAUUAAUAACGGUAUUAUGCAUCUGGAAAUACCACAAGUUCCGCCAGAAAAUGUUGAGGAAUUUUGCUCUUUACGAACAUUUAAAAUGUUCAAUACGAAUAACAUAUGGGUUAAUCUAAAAAGUGUUAAAGCCAGGCUUACUGAUAUGAAAAUGGAAAUUAUUGUUAACAAAAAGAAGCUUCGCAAUGGAAGACCAGUAAUCCAAUUGGAAACUUCUGUUGGCGGUGCAAUACGCAACUUUCAAAACGUUUUCAGUAUUAAAGUACCACGUGCAAGAUUUUUGCCAGUUAAAAAAACUCAAGAUCUUUUGGCACUGAUGAGUGAUAUCUAUGAGAUGGAUGACUGCUGCAAUAUACGAUUGCGGAUUAAUCGGCCAAUUGUUCAUCAGCCGAUAAUCAAACUCUCAAAACACUUUGAUUCCAUGGAACAGUUUUGGAAACGUUUUGCAACUAUACCACAGAUGUCAGAUUUGGUUCGACUUCGGGUAGACGGUGAUGUUUAUUUCGGGAAAGAUGUGAUUUUAAAGGGCGAUGUUAUAAUAGUGGCCGAUGAGGGUAAUCGUUUGGAAAUUCCAAGUAAAUGUUUUAUUGAAAAUAAAGUGGUGACAGGAUCGUCUAUGUCUUUUGAAUAA
Molecule: messenger RNA, 1404 nt
Organism: Enterobius vermicularis (human pinworm)
Lineage: Eukaryota; Metazoa; Nematoda; Chromadorea; Rhabditida; Oxyuridae
Source: the annotation of a GenBank genome assembly